Musa acuminata AAA Group (dessert banana) is the source of this 1695-nucleotide messenger RNA. RefSeq lists its product as uncharacterized. The transcript has 2 exons. NCBI's taxonomy places the organism in Eukaryota, Viridiplantae, Streptophyta, Magnoliopsida, Zingiberales, Musaceae. The coding region runs from base 264 to 1484 and encodes 406 amino acids. The record is from RefSeq and is a predicted model, not a curated record.
GUCUCCUGUUGAGAGAGAGAGAGAGAGAGAGAGAGAGAGAGAGACCUCUAACUUUUGGCCACAGUGACCCUCAAUCAAUUCUUUCCUGUCCUCACUGUCUUUCCCCCUCCAGAAGUCGACAGAAGAGAGAGGGAACUCCAUCCUUGGGUUUGUUUUCCUUCUUUGGGUGUUCUACUGUCAUAUUUGGUGGCCUGGCUUUGUGCUUUGGGAACUUGGGAUCAUAUGCAUUUCAAGAGUGACAGACCUUCUUGAGCAGAAUCACCAUGCUGAGGCAGGUAUCAAGUAGGAAUCAGAGAGGAAAGGGGGGUCUCAAGCCCAAAAGUGCUCUUCAAAUAUGUCUGUUGGUUGCCAUCUUUGUCUGGUUGAUCUAUCAGAUGAACUACUCUCAGUACAAGAAGAAAGCAUACGAAGAGAGCGACUCGAAGGUCUCAUUCAAGGGCGACGAGAGGCAGCUUGGCAUCACAAAGUUUAGCAGGAAAGAUCUGUCUCAUCCUGUCAACAUAGUGGACCGGAUCAAGCAAGAAGAGCAGGAGGAUGAUAAGAAGGUAGAACAUGGAAUUAAGCACGACAAGGUCGAGGAUGAAGAGGAUACUCGUGAGGAGAGUGAGGAUGAGACCAAGGAUGUGGAUGCAUUUGAGGACCGAGAUCAUGAAGAGGCGUUUCAUAAGGCUCGAGAAAUAAGUUUCAGAGGUGAUGAUGCCUCCAGUGAGGUAGCCCAUAUGGUGCAAGAGGUGGAACAUGGAGAAGGGUCUCAGGAGGCACGAGAGAGGAGUUUUAGAGCUGAUGAUGUAUCCAGUGCAGUAGCUCAUGUGCCAAAGGUGAAUGAGGCAGAGUCUGAAACUGUUGAUGGAGGAUUGAAGAAGCUGGAUGAGAAUGGAUCCAAGAUGGCAGACAGAAGAGAUGAAGAGGCUCGAAGUUUUGCCAAUGAAACACUCGAAGAUUCGAGUUCUAGCAAAUUGCUCGAUAAUUCGCAGGGAACCAAUUCAAGGAUCGUUCCAGCAAAUGUGUCGGCUGCAAAUAUAACAACAAGCGAAUCCAAGAACCACAAGGAACAGCAGCAGCAGCCUAUUCCAACAAUUGCAAGUAUCAUCAACAACCAAACUGGCAGAGAUGCGAAAAAUUUUACAGCUUUCUCAAUGAGUCAGAAGAAUUCUACUGUAGUAUCGGUAGAUAGGAUUGAAACCCAGGCCAACCAGAUGGUAAAGCUGGAUCCAAUUAAUCCCACAGUUUCACAAAAUCAAACUAGCACCGAGCAAUCAAUCGAUGGACAAGCUAAUGCAGUGAGGCUGAUAAUUCAGAAGACUGAUAAGGUUUCUGGACCAGAAGAAUCACAAUAUGAGAAUGGAACAUCCGUUAAACUGGAAUCUGGCAAUUCGUCGAACAGUUUAGCCGCAGAUAAAAAUAGAGAUGCACGCGGUGAACUUUUUGAUUCGCCGGACAUCCAAAACAUACGUAGCGGUAAGCAGGAAGCUGCAGAAGCAUAGUAGAUUAAGUGUAGUUGGUAGUGCCCGGAGGCAGUCAUGUUGUGUUCUUCCUUUUUGCUUCUCAUGGCUACAAGGGCAAAAGCAUUCUAUUCUGCUCUAUUGUGCCAUGCUGCUGCUAUCUGCUAACAAAUGGCUAAUGCCAUGGCAUGCUGCAAAGCUGUAAUGAUGUUUUAGAUAUAGUUGGGGAAAUUUGUCCUGCAUUUAGCUUUUA